This is a messenger RNA of Lotus japonicus, 1133 nucleotides long. RefSeq lists its product as uncharacterized. The record is from RefSeq and is a predicted model, not a curated record. Gene Ontology annotation, biological process: translation. NCBI's taxonomy places the organism in Eukaryota, Viridiplantae, Streptophyta, Magnoliopsida, Fabales, Fabaceae. Gene Ontology annotation, molecular function: structural constituent of ribosome. Gene Ontology annotation, cellular component: ribosome. The transcript is spliced from 2 exons. The coding region runs from base 241 to 897 and encodes 218 amino acids.
AUUAGGCCACACUUGGCCCAUUAGGUUUACACCACGCUCACAACCCACUCACCACACGCUCACUGCUUCAGACUCAGCUCAUCUCUCCUCUCAGGCUCACGGCGACGACGACGACGACGGCGGCGGCGCGGCCUCACCUCAGCCUCUCGUUUCAGCUCCGGUUAUCUAUUUCUGGAAGAGGAGUUCACAAUGUCUGUCAUGCUGUGCUGAUUAGAGAGGUAGCAACGUUACGAGCCAAGAAUGAGCUUGUUUUUAAGAUUAAAACAUUAUUUACCCAAUGUUUUACACGCACAACCUCAACCUCUUCAUACAACUGUAGUGGGGCUUCAUGCUAGGAAAUUAAAUGUAUUUUCAAGAAACUUUGGCCAAGCUGCUAGGAAAGAGGAAGAGGAAGAUGUAGAGGAAGUGGAAAUUGAUCAAAGAAGUCUCCCGGCUGAUUUUGAUCCUGCCACAUUCGAUCCUACUGACCAUCGUGGCCCUCCAUCAGAGAGGGUUUUCAGGCUUGUUGAUGAAGUGUCAUCUCUAACGCUAGCUGAAGGUGCUGAAUUGGGUCUCCUUCUGAUGAACAAAAUGGGGAUAAAGGACUUGCCUAAUAUUGGAUAUAUGAAACCAGGAGCAGCAAAUUUGGCUGCAAUGGCAGCAAAAGCACCAGCCGCAGCCAAGGAGGAGCAAAAGCCAGAAAAAACUGUAUUUGAAUUGAAACUGAUGUCCUAUGAAGCAGCUUCCAAAAUUAAAGUCAUCAAGGAGGUCCGGGGGUUUACUGAUCUAGGUUUGAAAGAGGCCAAGGAUUUAGUGGAAAAAACACCUUCUAUCAUAAAGAAAGGUGUUUCAAAGGAAGAAGGUGAACAGAUAAUAGAGAAACUGAAAGCUCUUGGUGCAAAUGUCGUCAUGGAAUAACGUGAUUUAUUGUGUUUUUCUGAGAGAUGUUUCUCCUAGUAUUCAGAACUUUUAUAAGUGAUCUGAAAUUUAGAAAAUUUAAUAUAGUUGGCCAAGGAAGGAUACCGGAAAUUUUGCUAGUGCUAUUUUAAAGUUGUGCUCACUUUCAGCUUAAACUGGAAUUUGAUGUUGUGUAGCUAUUAAACAUCCUUUGUUUCCCUACUGAUGGAAUAAAAGUACUAUUCAUGUUUUUGGUC